Messenger RNA from Calypte anna (Anna's hummingbird), 1113 nucleotides. Its product is annotated as unconventional myosin-Vb. The coding region runs from base 1 to 897 and encodes 298 amino acids. Gene Ontology annotation, molecular function: GTPase binding. The record is from RefSeq and is a predicted model, not a curated record. NCBI's taxonomy places the organism in Eukaryota, Metazoa, Chordata, Aves, Apodiformes, Trochilidae. The transcript has 6 exons.
AUGUUUGGGAUUGAACAUGGACUUGGAGCCAAGCCCACUGGCACUGCAGCGGGUUUCAUGACACGAAACACAGCAAAGCAGAACGAGCACUGCCUGAAGAACUUUGACCUGACCAAGUACCUCCAGGUCCUCAGCCACCUCUCCAUCCAGAUCUACCAGCAGCUCAUCAAGAUAGCAGAGGCCAUCCUCCAACCCAUGAUUGUGUCUGCAGUGCUGGAAAAUGAGAGUAUCCAAGGACUUUCAGGUGUCAAACCCAUGGGCUACAGGAAUCGUUCCUCCAGCAUGGCAAAUGGGGACAGCUCCUACACCUUGGACUCGAUCAUUCGCCAGCUCAACACCUUCCACAGCAUCAUGAGUGACCAUGGGCUGGACCCAGAGAUUGUGCAGCAGGUCUUCAAGCAGCUCUUCUACAUGAUCAAUGCUGUGGCUCUCAAUAAUCUUUUGCUGAGGAAGGAUGUCUGCUCCUGGAGCACGGGAAUGCAGAUGAGGUUUAACAUCAGCCAGCUGGAGGAAUGGCUGCGUGGCAAGAACCUGCAGCAGAGUGGAGCAGCACAAACCUUGGAGCCCUUGAUUCAGGCUGCUCAGCUUCUGCAGCUGAAAAAGAAAACCUCAGAAGAUGCUGAGGCCAUCUGCUCCUUGUGCACCUCCCUGACAACACAGCAGAUUGUGAAGAUACUGAACCUCUACACUCCUGUGAAUGAGUUUGAAGAACGUGUGACAGUCGCUUUCAUCCGAGACAUCCAGAUACACUUGCAAGAACGAAAUGACCCUCCACAGCUGCUCUUAGACUUCAAGCACAUGUUCCCUGUGAUGUUUCCCUUCAACCCAUCCUCCAUAACCAUGGACUUGAUUCACCUCCCUGCUUCUCUCAACUUGGAGUUUCUCAAUAGAGUCUGAAGGAAGUCCAGUGAAGCCCACCCACCCAGAAACCUCCAGCAAAGAAAGAAAAAUGGUGAAAGGAAAUAAAUCUGGACCAAAGAGGUUUCUGGAAGAAACAAUACACCUAAAUAAAUGGAUGCUAAACUUUGCAGUUAAAAAAGAGACUGAUCUGUAUGUGAUUCUGGGGUUUUUGGGGGUAAUUUGCAGCUCAGAAAUAAGGAUACUUGAAAUGUA